Oncorhynchus masou masou (cherry salmon) is the source of this 2102-nucleotide messenger RNA. RefSeq lists its product as uncharacterized. The record is from RefSeq and is a predicted model, not a curated record. NCBI's taxonomy places the organism in Eukaryota, Metazoa, Chordata, Actinopteri, Salmoniformes, Salmonidae. The coding region runs from base 1 to 354 and encodes 117 amino acids. The transcript has 3 exons.
AUGUACUCUACAGACUAUGUGGACCUGAUGGACAGGACAGGGGAGCUGGUGAACCUGAGUGUAAAGGAGAAGAGCAUGGAGCCAGCCAGCAGUCUGAUGAAGGAGAGGCACAGCUACGUUCUCAUACGCAUCUGCAGAGGUGAUGGGACUGAAGGGCAGAAGUAUGUGCCACUCCUAAAUGACCUUGACAAGAGCCAUCCCGAGUUAGCAGAGGUCCUAAAGAAGCUGUCCAACCCAGGUAAGGAGCAGGAAGAAAAGGGUGGUCCCUCAAGGAAAGGUUCUGUCAAUCAGAUCCGGCGCAAGCCCACUGCUGGAAACAAGAAGAACCAUCCUGGAAGACUUAAAAAGAUAUGAAGAAAGGAGAGGAGGAAGGCUGAAAAAGAUGGUGAUGGACAUGCAUGUAUAGAAAGCUGUGGACCACAUACAUGUAAUUGUGUUGGUGCUGUGGUUCUCUUCACUCCAAUUAUUUUUUACUUUGGUAAAUUUAGGUUGAUAAAUUAACAUUCCCACAUAUCCCUUGUCAUGGCGUUGCCCCCCCCCCCCAUAAAUACCUUUCUCCCUUCCCUCUCUCUUGACUCUACAGAGGGACUCUUGAUUAGCCUUUGUUAAACAGAGAGUCUGGGAACAUCAAACAAGUGGAGGGAAAGGAACCAUAUUUCGGUAAUUGAACCAGUUGAAAAUAUGCAUUGGUACUUAAUGAAUAUGAUGUCAGUUCAGUUGUCAUCUGAGACAUUAUGACUGAUGACAGGACGACCUAAACUGUAUCUGGGAAAGUCUACAUAUUAUAGUUAUCAGAUUCACAUGGAAUUGUUGUGCAAUUCAAAUGUUUAAAUAUACAAUUAUUGGUGAAAAGAUUAAAUGUAAUUUUAGCUUCCAAAUGAGAGAUUUGGGUUUUCAUAAGGUUAGGCAUGGGUUAGACAUGGGCUUUAAACUAUGAAACACACCCUUCUCCCUCCACUAUAUAAAAGCCCUUGACGAUAAUGUAACCUCCUGUUCCGGGUACAUUAGGAUGACGAUCCGAUGUCAGAAGGAUUCAGAUAAUAGCUACAGAACGAAGCCAACCUCAGCGUGAGCUUUGAUUGCGAAUGGUAUGAACUUUGAACUCUUAUUCGCUACAGAAGUGAUACCUCCUAGCCGUUGAGUUAGCAGCGGCCGCUGUAAACGUGGGCUAGGAGAGUACAGACAGAGUAUCCCAUCGACCACACAACGAUGACACUACAACGUUUCCCGUUCACCACCAUAGACACUCUUCAAAGGAUGGAAGAACUCUUGGGCAACUCGAUCUUCCAUCUACCACCAACCUAUUGAAGCACAGCUCAGAGUAAAUAUUCAUUAUGUUUUCCUUUUCCAAAUGGGCAGUAAUUUAGAAUGCAUAAGAUCCUGUAUUUACGAUAGAGACAUCGCUUCUCCCUUUGUUCUUCAGUCUACCUGCUCUUUCACUCAAACCCAACCCCCAUUUUCUUUGUGUAACCAGCUGUCAUAUCUGUUCCGUCCGCUAGGGACGUUUUCCUUUAUGACAUAAUUUGUAAUCAAGGUAUGAUUCAUUCUGUGUAUAUGUAAUUCUGUGUGAUUAAUUAGGUAUUUAGUAAAUAAAUAUUAAACCCAAUUUUGAUUGGGUAAAAUUAAUUACAGAGAAAGGAUUUUAUAGAAUAGCAUGUCAUAUCACUUAAUCCGGCAAAGCCAAAGACACAACACCUUGGUAAAAGUAAGAAUGGCACUUGCAUGUAGCUUGUCUCCUGUGUGUACUAGAAGCUGGUAUUGGCCCAGAAUUGUUUUUUUACUAAUGUAGGAUUAUUUGUCUGAGUUAACACAGGCAGCCCAAUUAUAUGUAAAAGAGCUGAUCUGAUUGGUCAAAAAACCAAUUAAUGGAAAACGUUCCGAAUUGGACUGCCUGUGUAAACUGCAGUCUAAUGUGAGAAUUAUACUAUAUGGACCAUUGAACUUAUUAAAGGCAUAUAAAUGUAGCCUGAGCCUACUUAUCCAUGUAUUCACAACAAUUAAUAAUGUUUAAAUUAAAUUAUUAGUUGAACAACUAAUAAAGGUAGCCUAUAUAUGUACUUAACAACAAUAUAAAUGUUGGUCCCAUAUUUCAUGAGUUGAAA